CAUCUUUGCAUAUACUAUCUUAGGCAGCUACUGCUACUCUAAAUUCAAUGUGGAAGAAGUGCAACUAAGUUAAUAAGUCGGAUUAUUCAUCAAAUCUACGGAUCCAUUCAAUUCAUGGCUGGGAAUAUAAACGACUAUAGACUAUACGCUGGGGUUAAUUCAUAUUCACUGCCAACUCCGUGAGAGCUCUCAACGACAAUAGAAACCGCCGGUGAUUACCAUUUAUAGGAAAUGCCAAAGUUAUCAAACCGCUCAGCUUAUUCAUCGAUGAUUCGGUCUGGGUAAUCAUCUGCCGAGAUGAUGCAAACUGCAUCUUAGUAAUCAUCAAUCUACAGAGAGAGGGUAGAAACGAAGGUUCUUCGAAAACGAAUACGCUGGAUUGUAGAACUUGUGUACUCAGAUUAACUGAAUGUAACGACGGCAAGAUAGUGUGUCGAUCUUAGGAACGUUGUUAAACUAUACGAGGGUACUUGAUAUCGUUUACCAACAGAUAGAAUUGCAUAAUGGUCGAUUUCAGGGAUGGGGAGGCCAAGAGGGUCUUCAUAUCGCCACUUGAUCGGCUGAACGCCCUAGUCUAUCUUCACUGGUCUCUUGUGCUUCAUGCGCCUAAUCUCGAUGAAGCGAUACAACGCCUUGCUAAGGGAUUGUCUAAGCUCGGAACAGCAGUGCCCUAUCUAAAGGGUCGAGUUUCCUAUCCGACAGAGGUUAGCGAGGAUGAAGUGUCAUUGACGACGCGGCUAGUGAUAUCCUGGUCGCCAGACGACGACCCAGACCUAAAACUUCAGGAACACCACAUGGCGAACAAGCUCCCUAGCCUUGCAACGAUGAAGGGGUCGGGGGCCCCGGCUCACUUCUUCCCUACCGACAUCGUAUCCCUACCCCUCUUUGUAGACGUUUCAUCGCGUUCGCCUCAACCUGUGUUCGAGGCAACGUACAUCCCGCUCGAGGACGGGGGACUGGUGCUUAAUAUGUGCGUCCACCACGGCGUGAUGGAUGGCCGGGGACUCGCAACCCUGACCGAGAUGUGGGCCGACUUUACUCGACGAAGUAACGGCACUGAGGCUAAGGCGUCGCUAGCAAGGUUUCCAGAUCCCGAAGAACCUCUAGCACGAAGCGCUAGAUUAGUGGCGGCUGCCAGUGCAAAUGGAGCGGGUGGAGCCGUUAGCCUGGAAGAUCUGGUCCAGCGCUAUCAAACCGACCAUGCAUUUGGACAGAAUCUCAUGGCGCUGCUGUCCAUGACGGCCGCGGGGCCCAAAUGUGCAAGUCGAAUAUUCACCUUCUCGGGGGCCAAACUGGAACAUGCGAAGAAGGUGCUUACCGAUCAGAGCGAGAUCUCUUGGCCUGUGACCAUUAACUCGAUUCUGAACGCCAUAAUCUGGUCGAGUAUUACUUACAUACGUCUCAGAUGGCGUCAUCAAAAGCCAGCGACGGAUUUAUCGCGUUUUUCUCUCGCGGUCGACGGGAGAAAGCGUCUAGACCGGGCCAUCGACGAGCCAGGGCCUUAUCUCGGCAACGUCGUGCUGAUAUCCUCCGUCGAUAUGCCGCUCGACAUAUUAAACGCAGCUGGCGCGCACAGCUCGAGCAACGCGAUCGCAUCCUUAGCCCCGGUCGUCCAGGUCGUAGCUGACGCUGCAGCCAGGAUCACCAAGGACCACAUCAGCGGGCUUCUCAGCGCGCUGCAGCAGGUGCAAGACACCAGCGAUGUCGGACCCGGGUGGCUGAGCCCUCACCGCGUCAAUUUCAUGGCCUCGAGCUGGGCGAACCUGCCCUUGUACGAAUGUGACUUCGGCCCGGCAUUUAGCGGGGAUAGCAGCGACGGCAGCAAGGCGCCUGGCACGCCCGUCUUCGUGCGCUACCCGUACGCGGACUACAACGACGGCAACAUUGUGGUCCUUCCGCGACGACGAACCCUGCCCGGCGAAGAUGAGGCUAUUGAGGUCUACGUCAUGUUGGCUGAGGAGGAUCUGGUGGCGCUGGAUCAAUAUGACAGCUUCCGAAGCUGGUUGAAAAUGUAAGUUAAGGUACCUUACCCGGGAAAGUCGGGAGAGGUUAGCCGUGGGAUAUAAGUCAGAACCAUAGGGAACAUAGACAAAAUGCAAAAUUUCAACAAUUCAUAAAUAAGCAGCAU
Hypoxylon fragiforme is the source of this 2128-nucleotide messenger RNA. RefSeq names its product trichothecene 8-O-acetyltransferase. The record is from RefSeq and is a predicted model, not a curated record. Gene Ontology annotation, molecular function: acyltransferase activity, transferring groups other than amino-acyl groups. The transcript has a single exon. The coding region runs from base 504 to 2015 and encodes 503 amino acids. NCBI's taxonomy places the organism in Eukaryota, Fungi, Ascomycota, Sordariomycetes, Xylariales, Hypoxylaceae.